This is a messenger RNA of Mauremys mutica (yellowpond turtle), 3003 nucleotides long. Its product is annotated as myeloperoxidase-like. NCBI's taxonomy places the organism in Eukaryota, Metazoa, Chordata, Testudines, Geoemydidae. Gene Ontology annotation, molecular function: heme binding; peroxidase activity. Gene Ontology annotation, biological process: response to oxidative stress. The transcript is spliced from 15 exons. The coding region runs from base 233 to 2320 and encodes 695 amino acids. The record is from RefSeq and is a predicted model, not a curated record.
GUGGUGUUAUACCAAUGUAACGCCUGACUUGCAGAGGGAUGAAGCCAGCGAUCACCCUUGUCGGAUUCCUGGUAACGCUGAGCCUGUGCCAUGGAUCUCGCCCUUCCUUGAAUGACGUUCAGCGAUGAAGAAUAAUGGGAAAGACGACCAUUAGCUCUGACCGUUCAUUUCAGAAACUACCCAUUGCACCAGACCUAUUCGGGGGAGAGGAGAGGAGGAGGAUAUCUCAGGGAUGCUGUCGGCUCCGUCCCUUCUGAGCAGUGUUGAUGAAGCCAAGCGGCUGGUGGAUGCAGCAUAUAAGUACACCCGGAACCGUUUAAAAGAGAGACUGAGGAACGACGCCUUCACCCCUGCAGAUAUGCUGGAAUAUAUGAAGCAGCCAGUGGGGGGAACCAGGGCCAUCAUCCGAGCUGCCGAUUACAUGGAGACCACCCUGAGCCUGCUGAAGAAGAAGUUGCAGUGGACUGUGAAGGGGCAGUUUAAUGUCACAGACGUGCUGAGCCCAGCCCAGCUGGAAUUGAUUUCCAAGGCUACUGGAUGUGCCCAACAAAAUAUGAAUAUACCAUGUGAUGAAACAAACCCUUACCGAACGAUCACGGGUGAAUGCAACAACAGGAGAAGCCCUACCUUAGGGGCUUCAAACAGAGCCUAUAGCCGAUGGCUGCCUCAGGAGUAUGAGGAUGGUGUUUCAAUCCCUCGUGGCUGGACGGAACAAGUCCGUUAUGCUGGAUUUCCUCUCCCAUUGGUCCGAGCAGUUUCAAACCAGAUUGUCCGCUUUCCCACUGAGCAGCUCGUCUUGGAUCAGACCAGGGCAGUCACCUUCAUGCAGUGGGGCCAGUUUAUUGACCAUGACAUGGACUUUGGCCCUGCGACUCCAGCAACAGCCACCUUCAGCAGCAGAGUGGACUGUGAGACCAGCUGUGCCAAAGAACCACCGUGCUUCCCCAUCAAGAUUCCACCCAAUGAUCCACGAAUUAAAAACCAAAGUGACUGCAUUCCAUUCACCCGCUCAGCCCCUGUAUGCACCGUGGGCAGAGCCAUUCGAAACCAGCUCAAUGCAUUAACAGCCUUCCUUGAUGGCAGCAUGGUGUAUGGCAGUGAAGUACCGUUGGCUAGGAGACUAAGGAAUAAUACCAACCAGCUGGGUUUGAUGGCUGUUAACCAGCAGUUUACUGAUGGGGGAUUGGAAUUACUGCCAUUUGGUAACAUGGAGAAAGACCCCUGUCUUCUCACCAACAAAACAGCUCAAAUCCGAUGUUUUAUUGCAGGUGACACUCGAGCCAAUGAAAUGCCAGAGCUGAUAUCUUUUCACACACUCUUUUUGCGGGAGCACAAUCGCUUGGCCAGAGACCUGAGGAGAUUAAAUCCCCAGUGGGAUGGAGAGAAGCUCUACCAGGAGGCCCGGAAGAUCAUAGGUGCCAUGAUCCAGAUAAUAACCUUCAGAGACUACUUGCCCCGCCUGCUGGGAAAUACCUUUGGGACAGUGAUUCCUUCCUACCGGCAGUACAAUGACUCUGUGGAUCCCCGAAUAUCCAGCAUCUUCACCAUCGCUUUCCGCUUUGCUCAUGCUUCGAUUCAGCCCUUUGUGUUCCGCUUGGAUAAUCGCUACCAGCCUGUAGGCCCCCCAACCCUCCUCAGCAAAGAAUUCUUUGCUAUGUGGAAAAUUGUGACACAAGGUGGCAUUGACCCUGUUCUCCGUGGCUCGAUGGCUAAUCCGGCCAAACUGAUGACACAGCAGCAAAUGGUUGUGGAUGAACUCCGGGAUCGGCUGUUUGAACAGGUCAUGAGGACUGGACUGGAUUUAGCAGCACUUAACAUGCAGCGCGGCAGAGAUAAAGGUCUCCCAGGGUAUAACGCCUGGAGGCAAUUCUGUGGGCUCUCACAGCCUCGCAACUUCGCUGAACUCUCUGCGGUGCUGAGAAAUAGUGAGCUGGCCAGGAAGUUCAUGACCCUGUACGGGACACCAGACAAUAUCGACAUCUGGAUUGGGGCACUCGCGGAGCCGUUUGUUCCCAAUGGCAGAGUUGGGCCCACCAUGGCUUGUAUCAUUGGAACUCAGUUCAGAAGAUUACGAGAUGGGGACAGAUUCUGGUGGGAGAACACUGGGAUUUUCACUUCCCAGCAGCGAGGCGCCCUGAGACGGAUCAGUUUGCCACGCAUAAUCUGUGAUAACACCCACAUUACGGAGGUUCCUAGGGAUAUUUUCCACGCCAAUAGAUAUCCCAGAGAAUUUGUGAACUGCAAUCAGAUACAGAAGCUGGACCUCUCGGCUUGGAGAUCAACACGUGAUGGGGAAGAAGAAGCAUCCGGUGACUACUAAUGAUGGACGCUGAAGUUCCCCUGGAGGGCUGGAUUCAGGAUGCUGCCUGCAAGGAUUCUUUACCACAUUCAGUCCAAUGCUUUUACUGCCUGGAAUACCCGGCAUAAGUGCUAUUGUUUGGCUUGAUUUUGUUUUGCAUGAGGCCUUUUCAGUGAGAUGCAACCAAAUUAAAGUGAGCAGUGUUAAAAGACUUUCCAGUGCAAAUAUAUGCAAUGUUCUAAACAUGACAUUACAGAGCAGAGAACGGCACCAAAAUGAGUUUUCAAAAUGACAACAGAAUAAUUCACAAUCAGCCAGGAAGCUGCCGUCUUAUGAAAUUAGGCCUAAAUCAGCUUUGUCUGAAGAGCCAUUUCUUUCUGUCUGAUUUUCCAUAACUACCUGGGUCUCUGUUGGGACCUGGUGUUGUACGACAAAGGCAGUCCAACGGAUGCACUAGAAUUUCACUGAAAUGAACUUUUAACAUGUCUCUUAUUUACUACAAAUCUGUUUUGCUCUCUGAGUUACUAUAACUAAUCACUAGAACUUUUCCUUUAAGAGAAACAUAGUUUGCUGAGUUCCCAGGAGUGCCUUUGAAUGAGACAGUAACAAUUGUCAUAAGAACAUAAGAACGGCCGUACCGGGUCAGACCAAAGGUCCAUCUAGCCCAGUAUCUGUCUACCGACAGUGGCCAAUGCCAGGUGCCC